GUUGAACCGUUAUGUGGACAUUCGCGUGCUAAUAAAGCUUCUGUGUGUCUUUUCUAGCAUGUGGACAUGUGGUCCUUUGAUGUGUUUGCACUGAACGAUGCUAGUGGGGACCACGCUCUGAAAUUUGUCUCCUAUGAGCUAUUCACCAGAUAUGACUUGAUCAACCGUUUCAAGGUCCCUGUUUGUGUCCUCAUAUCCUUCGUGGACUCGUUGGAAGUGGGCUACAGCAAACACAAGAAUCCCUUUCACAACCUGACGCAUGCGGCUGAUGUCACACAGACCAUUCAUUACCUGCUCCUCAAGACCGGCAUGGUGCACUGGCUCAGUGAGUUGGAGAUCUUUGCCAUCAUUUUU
Messenger RNA from Gasterosteus aculeatus aculeatus (three-spined stickleback), 354 nucleotides. The record is from RefSeq and is a predicted model, not a curated record. NCBI's taxonomy places the organism in Eukaryota, Metazoa, Chordata, Actinopteri, Perciformes, Gasterosteidae.